AUGGAGCCCCCGGAUUCAAAGCUGGACAGCUCGCCCAAUGGCAACGGCGUGCUGCAUGACCCCACCGCGGACGACAACCGCACCUCCAAGGUCGCUGCAUGUCUGAAUUGCCGGCGCAGCAAAGUCAAAUGCGAACGGGGCGGCGACACCGACCGCUGCCGGAGAUGUCUCCAGACCGGAUCAGACUGCGUACGGCCGACCUUUAAUGUAGGCCGGAGGAAGGGUGUCAAGAAUAAGCGCAAGGGGUUGGAGAAGGCACUGUAUCAGGUCGAAGAGGCCCUUAAGAAGGCCAGUGGUGGUGCCCAGAACGUUGAUGCCGGCAAGGCAAUCCUCGAACUAAAGACCUUGUUGCAGGCGAGCCAGGAUGGCCGUCUCCAAGGCAUCGGUGCGGCCAAUGGCUCCAAGCGGGCUCGCAUCGCCAGCUCCAAUGGGGACCUGCAGGACUCGUCAUCUGACGAAGACGACGAUGAGGAGCAACACCACCAGCUAGUGCAUAGGCGGAGUAGCCAACCGCGUCGCGAGUCGACGGCGUCCAAUCUGCACGCCGCGGUGGAAGAGCGCCUCGCGGUAGACGAUGCGGAGAAUCCCCUGCAGCUGCUAGCUCGAGCAUCCAAUCUGCAUCUCUCGCCAAAGUCCAGCAGUCACGAUCAGUCGCCAAGGGUCGCUGUGUCGUUGCAUCCGCCAAGCACGUUUGACGAGCAAGAUGAGGAGUAUGCUGAUGUUCAAACCUUCUUCGCAUUUAGCAGUUCCAACUUGGACGUUGGGAAGGACUACGAUCCGGUUGAUCUCGGCCUUGUGAGUGAGGAGGAGGCAGAGACAUUAUUCACAUUGUUCGUAACCUUCCACCAGAAUCUUGCACACACAAGAUGGGGCUUGGAUCCCGUCCUAUACACGGUCCCCUUCACCCGCGCCAGGUCAUGUUUCUUAUUCACUUCUAUCAUGGCAGCGUCGGCACUGUUCAUGCCCAAUGCGGCUGCCUUAUCAAAAAGACUAUCUAACCAUUGCAAGGAGCUUGCACUACGAUGCGUGGCGAGAAGGCAUCGAUCAGUCGAGGUCGUCCUCGCCUUCAUGAUCAAUGUCCCAUGGAUGGUUCCAGGUGAGCACAGCACUGAUGACGACACAUGCUGGUAUGUCUCCAUGGCGGCCACCAUCGCCAUAGAUGUACAAUUGCACAAGAUCCACAUGCCGCUAGAAGCCUUCCGGGAUGGCAGCUCCGGCAAUCUGUCUCGUGCCGACUGUAUCGAUCCUAAAGGUGCUCUGAUACUCGGAGGUUUCCCUGACGUGGACCCACUCUCCGAGCUAGGCAAGCGGCUCAUCCGUCGAAGAGAAAGGUGUUGGAUUGCCCUGUUUGUUCUUGAGCGAGGGAUGUGCUUGGCCAGAGGUCGCAGCUAUACGGUCCCUAUCACGCCUCUCGUCAGCAAUUGUGACCGAUGGCAUAUUUCCGAUGUUGCUGAUGGCAUGGAUGGCCAUCUUGUGUCUAUGGCAGUACUGAGACGAGAUUUGGAUGGGCUGUUCGCUACUAUUAGAUCAUUAUGUGACGGCUCAAGAGAAGGCUUAACAGACGGGUCUCUGAUAGCCCAGUCAAUACAAAGCACUGUUGAGAAGUUCUUCGAGCAAUGGCAUCUAGAAUGGGGCAUGUCAAUUGGGUCGGGGCCUCAUAAUCGUCUUCCACCAUACGUAGAAAUUCUCGUCACUCACACUCGACUGUCUAUCUACAGUAGCGUCAUCAAUCACCCAACUGCACCUACAGAAGUCCGUCAGUUCUUCCGCACAGCAGGUCUCUCGUCUUCACUAAACGUCAUGCGAGCCGCCAUCCAAGGCGAAUCACAGCUCAUAUCCAUGCCGAACAAUACCGCCAUUAUGAUCUCAUUCGCAGCCUGCUUCGCACUUCGCCUCAGCGCUCAGGUAUCGGGGAACUCCAACCUUGCUCCAAGCGUUCGCACACUUAUCGAGGAAACUGCCGAUGUGCUUGAGCGGAUUGGUCACGCUACUCAACAUCGCAACGGCAUGCCCGCUCUCUAUGGCAAGUACUUACGGUUCCUCGUGCGAAAGGCAGCGUCUGCCUCAGACCCGGACCAUGUCAGCGCAUCGAUACACCAGCGUCCUACCAUCGCAGAGCUCAGACAGGAGCUUGCAGAAACCUCACCGUUCCACCCAUCGGCCCAUUCCAUCAGCCAAGUCGGGUUCGGAGUGUCAGAUCCCAUGGUCAGCCAGGGCGGCUUCAUGGAAUCUGGACCAUGGGCGGCUGAGUCACUUCAAUUCUCAUCGAUGUCAGACGACCAGAUCGUCGAGGCAUUGAAUCGGGCCGGCAACGAGUUCGACACCGGCUUUGGCCAGCUGGGGUGGGAGGAUCCGACGUCGCUGGAAUGGAUGAACUGGUCGAACCUUCCGGAGUUUGGGUUCUGA
Messenger RNA from Phaeoacremonium minimum UCRPA7, 2406 nucleotides. Its product is annotated as putative zn 2cys6 transcription factor protein. Gene Ontology annotation, biological process: regulation of DNA-templated transcription. The coding region runs from base 1 to 2406 and encodes 801 amino acids. The record is from RefSeq and is a predicted model, not a curated record. Gene Ontology annotation, molecular function: DNA-binding transcription factor activity, RNA polymerase II-specific; zinc ion binding; transcription cis-regulatory region binding. Gene Ontology annotation, cellular component: nucleus. NCBI's taxonomy places the organism in Eukaryota, Fungi, Ascomycota, Sordariomycetes, Togniniales, Togniniaceae. The transcript has 6 exons.